Molecule: messenger RNA, 318 nt
Organism: Trypanosoma theileri
Lineage: Eukaryota; Euglenozoa; Kinetoplastea; Trypanosomatida; Trypanosomatidae
Exons: 1
Coding region: 1-318 (105 amino acids)
Source: RefSeq, a predicted model, not a curated record
AUGAUAUUUCAGGCCUCAAGGUUCAGCGCCUCGGGACGUAAAGUGCCCCUCGAGCCCCACCGAAGCGAAGCAUGCCGCUCACACACAAACCCCACAAAGGCCACAGCGGGGUGGUCCAGCAACACAACGGUGUCCUUCCCACUCACAGUGCACACACACACAAUGACACUCUCGCAUGCUCAUGUCGGAGAGGCACUGCGGCAUUCCCUAAAAUGUACACGGAGCCACACACCUACAAAGAGGAAAAGAACAGCUCAUGAAAAGAACAACAACAACAACAGGAUAACAACAGCACACAAGGCACUCACAAUACAAUAA